This is a messenger RNA of Sebastes umbrosus (honeycomb rockfish), 3605 nucleotides long. Its product is annotated as protein FAM110A. NCBI's taxonomy places the organism in Eukaryota, Metazoa, Chordata, Actinopteri, Perciformes, Sebastidae. The transcript has 4 exons. Bases 679 to 2085 code for a protein of 468 amino acids. The record is from RefSeq and is a predicted model, not a curated record.
CGCGCGAACAGUUGAAAGUUAGAGUGAAAGUGGACACCGACGGUCAGCCGUUAAUACCGUCAGUUACGUUUCUAUCUAGAGGUCUGCGUGGGUCUGACGUUAACGUUACCUGCUCCACACCAACAGAAAUAACGUUAAACCGUCUUCCAAAAGAGCUGUAGACACGGAGGGGGCGGAGUCUUCCUCAGCAGUGGGAGGAGAAGGAGGGGAGUGUAUGAGCCUGAGGAGCGGAGAGACGCUCAGGACUGUGGGGCUCUCCAGCUGAGCUGCCGGCCGAUCACAGCUGGACAGGCGAACGGGCUGGACAGACGGGCUGGACAGACGGGUUGGACAGAGACUGUGAGGGGAUCUUAAAGGCUGUUGUGUUGCCGGUAUCGCUGCCGGCUGAUCUACCAGACCUCCGUUUUGGAUAAAGAGCUCCCGUCGGCUGCACUGUGGCUGACCGGUGACCCCGAUCUGCAGCCAAACCCCCUUCUGGGGCACCGCUGAGCCAAGAGAGGUGAUCUGGCCGGGCCUGAUGUGGAAUUUGACCCAGACUGACCCUGUCCCACAAGUAGCCUUUCACUGAGCCUGGACUCAGUGGAAAGGAAGGAUAAUAGAGCAAGAGGAGCGACGGAGAAGAAAGGAGGAAGAAAAGGAGAGAAGUGAGAGCAGCAGCACAGCGACUGCUCCUCCAGUAUGCCGGUGGAGACCCUGCGGCCGUCAGACGGCCGUCUGGCCGGGGUUCCCUUCACCUCUGCCAUGCCCUUCAGGAUACUUCACAAGGGUCCGGACUACUUCCGUCGCCAGGCUGAGCCCGGGGCCCGUAAACUGAGUGCUGUAGAACGCCUGGAGGCCGACAAGGCCAAGUAUGUGAAGAGCCAGCAGGUAGCUCUCACCCGCCAGGCCCCCAUCAAAGCACCAAUCAUCCGCAAGCCCCUUGUUCCUUCGGGGAUGAUGCUCCAGUACCAGAUCAGCACUCCUCCCGCACGCAAAGUCCCCCGCUGCCCGGCUGACGUGGAGAACCGAGGAGGGAGAGAUGGACCAGGAGGAAGGAGAGGACCUGCUCUUAACUUGGAUAUUCUGAAUAAUCUUAUCAAUGAUGUAUGUGAUGGACCAAUGCCUUGUUCCCAGUCCUCUUCCUCCACCUCCCCCUCCUCAUCAUCUCCUUCAUCGGGAGCUAAGAGCAUCGGCAGUAGCCUGUCAGCAGAACAAGAGAGGAGCAACCGACUCCUCAACAACCUCAAACCUUUGAAUCACGGCACCAUAAACUCCUCAUCCACCUCCUCCUGCACUUCGUCUCCACUCAACAACAACCUCCGGGCCCCUGCAGCAGAACCCGCCCGCCGUCCACCCCCUGUUCCAGCACGGGUACCCCGCAUUGGGGUUCCAGCGCCCUACAGCUCCCCGAACUCAGUGACGGUGCGCAGGGUGGACGUUCGGCCUCAGGCUGAGAUAAGGAAGCCUCAGAGGACCCUGCUGCAGCCCCAGCUCAGGCCCAGACAGACUGCCCAGGGCCAAGUCGCACACCCCCAAGUCCCACCUCCACCACCUCCCACGACCUCUCAGAACCAACCCCAGCCCAUCACCCCCUCCCAAACCCUGCCCUCCACCCCGGUCUACCUGCCGCCUAGUCCUAUGAUGAUCCGAGCUUGCAUGAUCCCGCCAGCCUCCCCCGCUUUCACCCGUAUAUCAAACACCAGCUCCAAGGGGUCUGCCCGUAAGCACCCAGCCUUGCACCGCUCCAAGUCGGACCUGAGCGACCGCUACUCCCGCGCCACAGCCGACCUGGAGCGCUUCUUCAACUACUGUGGGCUGGACCCGGGGGAGGUGGAGGGCAUGGGCGGAGUGGAACGCUUCACAAGAGCCAACUCAGACAUCGUGUCCGUCUCCAAGCUCCGCAGCGUCAGCACGCCCAGCUCGGACUGCGGGGACGAGGCUCUCUGGGCGAGGGAGAACGGGGAGGACGACGAGGACGGACCCGCCAGAGCCAACGAGCGGGUCCCCUACGGCAUCUCCGUCAUCGAGAGGAACGCUCGAGUCAUCAAGUGGCUGUACGGCAUCCGUCAGGCGCGAGACGUUAACAGCGCCGUGUCUAACGUAUAGACUAACGAGGACUUUUUGUACGUAUACACCCGUGUGAAGGAGGGAAAGCCCAUCUUCUGCUGCCUUACAUCACAUUUAAGGAUAAUCCAGUAGUUGUUUCUUUCUGUGAAGACUCAGACUUGUUUUGGAAAUUACACAUCAGUGUUGGUGAUCAGGACUGAAUGGACGUUUCCCUUCUCCUUUACUUGAUCUUGUUUAACAAUAUUGUUAUAUGAAAGCAAUAAUAGACUGGUGUAAAUGAUGAUGACGAGGAUGAAGGCAGAGGAUGUUUGCGAUUGUGGUUCCUCAUGUAAAAGGUACUUGUGUGUGCGCAUGUGUGUGUGUGUGUGUGUGUGUGUGUGUGUGUGGACCUGCUGGAGACUCAGACCCAGAGCCGUGUCUGUGGAGCGAGCCAGGAAAAGAACCACGUUGAUACUGUGAAACUUCACAAAACGCUUCCAUAAACACAUUUUUAUCUUCAAAAAAAACCUGUUUGGCUGUAAGACUGUUAUUAUUACAAAUUUCUGUCAGCAUGCGAGUGAAACGUUUGUACACAUUAAUUUUCGGGGUUUGGCAUGUCGACGAAGCACACAGAUAAUCACUUCACAGCACAGACGUACAUUCAGGUCAGUUAGUGCAGUCUGUAUAUGUGACUGUAACGUUGUCUAGGGUGAGCGUUUGCAUCCGAAACAUAAUCUCAUGUCUCGGAUUAUGCUGCACUGUUGCAACGAGAGAAAUCUGUUUACGAUGUAUGUCUUGGCACGCAUGAGAGAGCAAGUCACAUGAUGAGGGUUGAUCUCAUGGCGGAUGGUUGAAGUAAGUGUAGCAUGAAAAAAGUUAUUUAGCCUCCAGUAAGAAUGGAGAGAGAAUCAAAGGAUGGUUAAAAGGCAGACUGACGACAGUUUACUCAAGGAUAGGGAGAAAAAAAAUAUAUUGAUGGCGGUUCUGAAAGUGUCUCAGGAAGAUGUACUCGGCAUAUUAACGAAAAUGGACCAAUAUUUAUUUGGAUUUUUAAUGUAUUUUUUAAUAUUGGGACAAUUUUUGUGUACAGAAUUCAAUCUUUGCUCUUAAGUGCAAUCUGAUCAUAUCUACUACAGUUCCAGUACAUUUAGAAUCCCAUUUAAACACACAUGAAAAUACAGGCAGCAGCCACAUGCUGAGUGUGAAUGGUAGUGCUCCGCUGCUCUGUGGGGAGCACUAAACAAAGUGAGACUGUUGUGUAUUUAUUAGACUUCCUGAGAGGAGGUCUGUCUCCCCUGCACAAGUUCUCCACCCUCUGCAUCUACUUCCAUUUAACUUUUCAGGAUAUUCAGUACGAGCACCGGCCAGGUUUUCCUCUUCAUCAUCACAAGUAGAUGAAGGGCAGCGUACAUACACAGCGGAGGUCGGAUCAGAGGGCUGGAGAACACGACGGCAGCGACGGUGAAACAAAGUGUGCUGAUGAAUCCGGCACUGGAUGCCCAAAGAGUCUUCAAGUGAGAGAUCCAAAAUGCUUUACCAUGGUGUAUUCUAAACGAUUAAUAAAAAAAAAUGUUAAAGUA